Messenger RNA from Leishmania braziliensis MHOM/BR/75/M2904, 762 nucleotides. RefSeq lists its product as hypothetical. Gene Ontology annotation, biological process: peroxisome fission. The record is from RefSeq and is a predicted model, not a curated record. Gene Ontology annotation, cellular component: peroxisomal membrane. Bases 1 to 762 code for a protein of 253 amino acids. Lineage: Eukaryota; Euglenozoa; Kinetoplastea; Trypanosomatida; Trypanosomatidae. The transcript has a single exon.
AUGUCCAACGGUUCCGUUACACAACGCGUCGCGACCUUCAACGACUACAUAGGGAAUGUGUCGAACCGCGACCGUGUCAUGUCGGUCGUGCAGUUCAGUGCGAUGGCCCUGACAGGCCCUGCUGCUGCCGCCGGCUGCUCGAAGCUGUCUGCGCACUUCAACACUAUCCACCACAUCGCUGCUCACUACCGUACCAUCACCCGCUUCUCGCAGUGGCUCGUCGUCGCCCCGGCCCUCACAUACAGCGGCAUCACGGGUGCUCUCAACAGCCACCCGAACCCACUGGUUGGCAUCUGCAAGACGAUCUCCACCGCCUUCUUUACUGUCUUCCUUAUCGGCGAGGAGCUUGUGCUGGCUUCCAAGUCCAAUAUGCUCGACCCCGUCCUCGGCAAGCACCUCAACCGCAUUCGUUUUGUCUUUCUCUUCUGGUCGAACAUUGCGCGCCUCAUCAUGAACUACCUUUUACUGAAGAGCAGCAGCUACGAUGCUGUCAAGGACACCCAGAACGAGAAGAAGGCGAAGGACCACCGCCGCAAGGUCCUCAGCGUGGCGGACGGAGUGCUUCAGAGCAUGUUCUGCUACACUCUUCUCAAAAGCUCUGCACCAGCGGGCCCCAAGUACCUCAGCGCUGCUCUCCAAUCAGGAAACGUGGUCGAUGUCAUCACCUCCCUUGCACCGCCGCUGAUUGCGGUACCCAGUACCCCGCAGGGUAUCAUCGGCCUCGUGGCCUCUGUCCCCGGCUUCAUGAUGAGCAUCCUGUAA